CGCCCACCGCGGCGGCGCGCACGACGCCCCCGAGAACACUCUGGCGGCCGUCCGACAGGUCAGCGCGGGUGGCCCCUCCCGGCCCGGCCGUGCCCGCGGAGCGCUGGGGGACGCGCAGGGCCGGGGGUGAAGUUAGGAGGUGGAAUUGCCGGGCUGUCAGCCCGGCUUCGGUGCGUGGAAGGUCGCACAGCGGGUCGUCUUGAGGGCGAUCGCACGGCGUGUGCCAGACGGGCGGGGCAUCGGCACGGCCAGCGUGGGCUCACGAGGGGCUCGUCCUGCCCGACCAGCCCGGUGCCGUACGUGACCGAGCGGCCGCCUGGCCGAGGAGGGGAAGGCUGAGCACGUAGGCUGCGCUCCUAAAUGGAGAGCGCCCUCAGUCCGUUUGCAGGUGACACCAAACCGGAGGAAAUGUCGAUCUGCCUGAGGGCAGCUGAAAAUGGAGCAACGGGUGUUGAACUGGACCUUGAAUUUACUGCGGACGGUGUUCCCAUUCUAAUGCAUGAUGAAACAGUAGAAAGGACAACGGAUGGGUCUGGAAGAUUGUGUGACCUGACUUUUGCUGAAAUUAGGAAGCUUAAUCCAUCUGCAAAACAUAGGCUAUGGAGCAAAUUCCAGGGUGAAAAGGUACCAACUCUGAGAGAGGCUGUAGUGGAGUCUUUGCAGCACAAUCUUACAAUCUACUUUGAUGUCAAAGGCCAUGCAAAUCAGGCAGUUGAUGCCCUAAAACAACUCUACCUGGAAUUUCCUCGUUUGUAUAACAGCAGCAUAGUCUGUUCUUUCAUGCCAGAUGUUGUUUAUAAGAUGAGACAAGCUGACAGAAACGUGGUAACAGCACUAACAUACAGGCCUUGGCAGCUGAGUCACUUUGGAGAUGGGACACCUCGCUUCAGUUCCUUCUGGAAACAUUAUUUGUAUAUGAUGUUGGAUGUCAUUCUAGAUUGGAGCCUACACAGCUUCUUGUGGCGGUUAUGUGGGGUUUCAGCCUUCCUCAUCCAGAAGAAUUUUGUUUCUCAAGAUUACGUGAGGCACUGGUCCUCAAAAGGAAUUCAAGUGGUUGCCUGGACAGUGAACACAUUUGCAGAAAAAACGUACUACGAAACCAUCCUUGAAUCCAGCUACAUCACAGACAGCUUGGUGGAAGACUGUGAUCCUCAUUACUAGGCCCAUGCCUUCCAGGUACUCACCAACUAACACGAGAUGUCUUAGGCAGGUGUGAAUUUACCAACAAAAGCAAACUGACUCUUCCUUUGGUUGUUAAGUCAUAUCAGCCAUUUUUGAUGACAUACUGAACUGUCAUCCUUGAUUCUAGUACUUGAAACUGUUUGUUCUAUAACUGUAAUAAUUUGAGAUUAUUUAUGGUGUCUUAAAAGCAUCUACAUUACUGUUCUGAGAACAGUGGCAAAAUAUGGUACAAAAAAAAAAGAGGGCAGGUAUAUUUCCCUCCUUCAUGGAGAGAUGGCCGUGCUGCAUCUUGUAGUAAGUGCAGUCCUGUUUUGGUGGGGUAGUUCCUUGUGCUACUCAGUUGUUGCAGUCACUGUUUCCUUGUUUGGGCACUGCUGUAUUCCAGCUGAGGUACCCCACAACAUGCUGCACACUUUGUGUUGUGCUAUAGGAAACCUGCACUUAGCAGCAACGGAACAGCAGAUUGUACGGAUCAGUGGUGCACUUCAGUACACUGCUUUGUGUAUAAAAGCUCUCGAUAGUGCUCCUCAAUUAGACUUAGAAUUAGAUCUAGGUCAUAUGAGAGCUAGCUGAUAUUUAAAAUCAACUUUAAAAGGCAAAAGGUACUUAAACAAACAAAUCAGUUGUAAGUGGAAAGAACUGUACAGUUGUCCCAAUGAAGUUCAGACUUCUAAACUAGUGGCAGAUAACUGCAUCUUAUUCAUGUAGUGCAACAGCACUCAAAUGUGCAACCUGCCUGGCAUGUGCCAUUCGUAGCUUUCCAGUCUGGUCAUAAAAACACUUCUUUUUGUUGGUUUCUAAUUGUGUGAGAUGUUCUGAGAUGAGAGCACAUGCUCUCUACUGGAUGACAGCAGCAGAGGCACUUAAGAUCUCACACACUGAUGAGAAGAUCAAAUACAUUCUGGAAAUCACUUCAUACACCACCCCAGCAAGGAACAGGGCUGCUCCAGGUGGUGCCACAUGGACAGUGACAACACUAUUACAGUGCUUUUUUCAAACAAAUCUCUACUCUCUCAGAGAAAUGCAAGGAUAAUUAACCAAUGAUUGCUGCCUUCUGCAAGCUGGGUUGGUUUUUUUCUUUUUAUCUUGAACUACACAUAAGCACAAAGGUACAUGGGAGUAAGGGCAUGUAAUGCUAUAAUGUGAUGGAAAGCACAGCAAUGACAGCAUAGUAGCAAAGUCCUAGGCUGCAGCAAGUGAGGAUAUGCUCAGUGCAGCAGCCGUGGACACAGAAACGAAGGAAAGAAGCUGCUUGUCCUUGGAAGGCCUCAGGUAGCAGGAAUUGCCAGCGAGAUACCCUUGCCUCCACUGCCAACCCUUAAGCUUCACAUGCUAUAUCAUCUGUACAUUUGUUACACCUCCAUCUAGUUUGUGGCCAGCCCUGAGUACCAAUCUUUGUGUUUACUGCUGCGUUUUGCAGUCAUUCUCCAGGCUCUACUCAGAAGAGCUCCCUUCACAGCAGGGGAUCCUUUCUCUAAAGGUCUCUUCUUGUUGCUGCUUGGGUUGCUGGCACAGUGGAUUUACUGCCUUUGCUGCCUGCACUAUUCACAGCCAGACUCCACAGCUAUGCAUGCAGAAACGGAAUAAAAUUCCAUCUCUGGUCUUGUGUA
Messenger RNA from Gallus gallus (chicken), 2792 nucleotides. It is a transcript of the gene GDE1, whose product is annotated as glycerophosphodiester phosphodiesterase 1. Gene Ontology annotation, molecular function: phosphoric diester hydrolase activity. Gene Ontology annotation, biological process: lipid metabolic process. NCBI's taxonomy places the organism in Eukaryota, Metazoa, Chordata, Aves, Galliformes, Phasianidae. Bases 361 to 1161 code for a protein of 266 amino acids. The transcript is spliced from 6 exons. The record is from RefSeq and is a predicted model, not a curated record.